AAGCCUGUGACAUGGAUGAUUGUUUCUGUGGUGCUGCAAUGUGACAUUUGAAGUGUGUCUCUUCAACUGGUCCUACUGCCUGGGAAGCCCGAGCCCCCCGGGGGAGCGGGCGAAGCGCCCGGCGGCAUCGUCUACUCGCGCGUGGCGCCCGAGCACGGCCUCAGGGAAUACCUGCAGGGCGCCGAGCCCGCCGCCGGCCCCGCCGCGGCAGAGCCGGCCCCCAGCCCGGCCCCGGCCUCUGCGGCCGCCGCCGCCCCGGGCCCCGAGCCCGGCACCAAACAGCCGCCGCAGCCGGAGCCCCCCCCGGCCCCCUCCUCCCGCGAGGAGAGCUGCCACUUCCUCAAUGCCAUCUUCCUCUUCCUCUUCAGGGAGCUCAGGGACACUGCCCUGGUCAGGGACUGGGUCACCAAGAAGAUCAAGGUGGAGUUCGAGGAGCUGCUCCAGGCCAAGAUGACGGGGAAGGUGCUGGAGGGGCUCAGCCUCAGGGAGGUCUCUCUGGGCGAUGUCCUGCCCGUGUUCAAGUCGGUGAAGCUCAUCCGGCCGGUGUGCUGCAACGAGGAGGGCUGUCCCGAGGAGCUGGGCUUCGAGGUGGACCUGGAGUACAAUGGUGGCUUCCACCUGGCCAUCGACGCCGACCUGGUCUUCGGCAAGUCGGCCUAUCUCUUCGUGAAGAUCUCCCGGGUGAUGGGGAAGCUGAAGCUGGUCUUCACACGGCUGCCCUUCACUCACUGGUUCUUCUCUUUCAUGGACGACCCCGUGAUACUGUUCGAGGUGAAGUCUCAGUUCGAAGGGAGGCCCAUGCCCCAGCUCACUUCCAUCAUAGUGAACCAGUUCAAGAAGGUUAUUAAGCGCAAGCACACCCUCCCCAAUUAUAAAAUCAGGUUCAAGCCAUUUUUUCCAUUUCAAGUAUUGCCAGCUGAUGAAUACGAAGAUCGAGACCUCUGUAUACAGGAUUUUCUAUUGACAGAAGGUCGACUAAAAGUCACGUUAAUUGAAUGUACAAGGUUGUUUAUGUUUGGAUCCUAUGAAAGAGAAACAAAUGUUCAUUGCACAAUGGAGCUGAGCAGUAAUGUUUGGGAAGAAAGAUCAAGAAGUUCUAUUAAAACGGCAGAGCUGGUGAAAGGGAAUCUCCAGAGCGUGGGGCUCACGCUGCGGCUGGUGCAGUCCAAGGAGGAGGAUGCAGGACACGUUGUCAUCGAAACUGUGACCCCAAACUCCCCUGCUGCAGCUGCUGACCUGCAGAGAGGGGACAGGCUCCUGGCCAUUGGCAGUGUUAAAAUCACAUCAACGGUCCAAGUGUUGAAGCUCAUUAGACAGGCUGGGGACAGAGUUUUAGUGUUCUAUGAAAGGCCUGUUGGGUAUAAUCAGCACGGUCCAGCACUGCAGGAUGGAUUUGGACACUUGGAAGACACUGCAUUCUUGGCACCCCCAGAAGAUGACCAGGCCAGUGUAGCAACUGAUGUGGACAGCAGGGAUUUUGAUUCCGAGUUUGAGGACUUGGCCUGUGAGUCACCUGACCAGAAAGAAGAGCCGCCAACAAAUCCGAGUCCCAAACGCUCAGUGGUAAUACUGGCUGCUAAACCUCUGGGAACCAUUUCCCCCAUCCUGAAUCGGAAACUGCAUUUGGGAAGUCACCAAACAACAUCCAAACCGCAGCACAAAGACACAGCCAGAGCGGCAGCAGCCAGAGGCAGCGAGAGUUCAGAGGCAUCCCAGCAGUCGGGGAAACAGUCACAAGCGUCCAGUACUAAGCCUCCUGUGCCACCUAGGCCACAAAGUAGGCCUAGUUUUUCUCCCAGUGAAAGCCAAAAUGUGUUAGAAACUGCAGGUGUGUGUUCUGAUAAACCAGAGAGGCCACCUCCGCCUACAAAUAAUGGAGAAAAGUCUACAGAGAAGGUAAUUAAAAAUAGUGAUCAAACAGAAGACCCAGCAGUAUCAAAAGUAGUAACAGCACCAAAGCAAGAUGCAUUCAAAGAUGGACUUUCAGAAACUGGACGUAGCAGCAAAGAUGGUGAUGAUCAUCGACCGUGGGAAUCACCAGAAAUUCCUUAUAAAACCCGGCAAGGCCGAUGGCAGAGGACGAGAACAUCCUCCUGUCUGUUUGAAGUAGAAGGAUACCAUAAGUACCUUAAUGUUGCACUGUGGUGCAGAGACCCUUUCAAAGCAGGUGGUUUUAUCUGCUUAGGGUAUGUAAGCAUAAAACUUGAAGAAAUUGCUUUAGAUUGUAUAGCUACAUCCUCAAUGGAGUUUGUUAGAACAUUUAGACUGACUGCUCCUACCCCGAAAGCAGCAGUCAGUAGAACAGCACUGCGGAAUUUGACGACCCAUAAGGGUUUCAAUGAAAAAUUUUGCUACGGCGACAUAACUUUACAAUUCAAAUACUUAAAAGAAGGAGAAAUAGAUGAUUCGAACGUUGCUCUGGAGAAAGAGAGGGAUUAUCACUCGGAAGAAGAAGCUCAUGCACUUCAGAAAGAGGAUCCUUUCUUGGGACAGGUUCUUACGGAGCACAAGCAUAACUUUCAAGAUACUCAGUUUCAGAAUCCAACCUGGUGUGAUUACUGCAAAAAGAAAGUGUGGACUAAAGCAGCUUCACAGUGCAUGCUCUGUGCUUAUGUUUGCCAUAAAAAAUGUCAAGAAAAAUGUUUAGCUGAGAUGCCCUUUUGUGCCGGAGCUGAAAAGCGGCCCGAUCGAACCAUGGGAGGUGGGAGAGCAGAAGGACAGGAGGCUCCCCCGGCCACGUCCUCUCGUGUAGAUUCGGAGCCCAAGUCCGUGAACAGAACUACAGGUCUGACCAGGCACAUCAUCAACACGAGCACCCGCCUGCUCAACCUGCGGCAGGUGCCCAAGGCCCGCCUGGCCGAGCAGGGGGCGGAGGUGGCUGAGCCCUCCCCAAAGCACACCCCCAACACCUCUGACAACGAGAGCAGCGACACGGAGCUGAGCGGGCCCAGCAGCCCCUCGAAGCGCGCGGGCAGCGGCAUCAAGCUGGUGCGCAAGGAGGGCGGGCUGGACGACAGCGUCUUCAUCGCCGUCAAGGAGAUCGGCCGCGACCUCUACAGGAGCCUACCCACCGAGGAGCGCUUCCAGAAACUGGAGUUCAUGCUGGACAAGCUGCAGAACGAGAUAGACCAAGAGCUGGAAAACAACAACUCGCUCGUUAAAGAAGAAAAAGAGACGAGCGACCCGAGGAAAAAAGCCCUGAUCGCUGCCGCGCUGGCCAAGUCGGGGGAGAGACUGCAGGCCCUGACGCUGCUGAUGAUCCACUACAGGGCAGGCAUCGAGGACCUCGAGUCCACGGAGAACACGCCCUCAGAGCGACAGGCCAAGAGAGGGACUAAGGAUCCCGAGGAGUGCGGGGUAGCAGAAGAGAUGGAUGGUGAAGAUGUCAGCCUGACGGAGGCUCCAACACUCAACAUCAUAUCGGAAGAACCGGCUGACCCACCUCAAUCAGUAGACUGAUAUUUACAGAUUUAGUCUGAAGGAAUGGACUGAAAGAACGCUUUGCACUUAACUCCAAACACACACAAAUUAAAUUAAAACACUGGUGUAAUGUAUGUGUCCUGCUUUCCACAGUUAAUUGCUAAUAAUGGUUCUUCUCCAGCUACGGCACCAUCGGUUUGUUAAACUGGCUGGUUAGAACUACAUCUUGGGGUUUAUAUUGGAAAUUUAUUUUUAAUAACUUAUUUUUAUUUUUUUCUAAUUAUAUGACCCUACCAUUUCACAUCAGUGUGUGUGAUUUCCUUAAUGUAUUACUUGCCCCCACUUCCCCUCCCCUUAUUUUUGUUUUUUUUUAGCUAUUGUUUUCAAUGGGAAACUGGCAGGAUUUUCAAAAUGUUUAGUUUCCAUUGAAUGAUGAAAGCAUUAUAAGCUUGUUGCAUGCCUAAGCUGAUGACUGACCCAGAAGUCACUGAGGGGCCAGGCUUUAAGUGUUGAUCACAGUUUUGUUGUAUGUCUUCUCAGUAGUUGUGUAUUUUUUGCCAAACAUAUCGUGAAAGCAAACAAAACGUCUUCAAUUUUCGUCUGUUGCUAAUACUGAAGUUAACAUUGCAUAUCUUUUGUUUCCCAUCUUCUUGUUAAAUACAAAAACUUUUCAUAGUUUGUGAUUAACAUGAAAUAUAGUAAUGCUAUGCUAAAAAAAAUCCUCCUUAGAACCUUGGGCUAUUGUAUCCUGAUUGAAUAAUAUUAGAUAUCAAAGUACAUGCUGGUAUCUCCUAAUAAUUGAGAUAAGAGGCUGGUUGCCUUCCAGAAAAAACCCAUAUGUGUAAGUGUUGUUGUAUUAUCUGAUAACCUGAUAAAGGAAAGGUGGUCUUCAUAAGAGUUGGAGGUUUCAUUGCAUUCUGUAAAAAAACAUGUAAGGAUGGUUUAAGUAAUAGAAAAAAAAGGAAUAUUUUGCUGCAGACUAUCAUUUUGGAAACUUAAGGUACAAAAUAAUAGCUCAACAUGUUCUCUAAACACUUUUGAGUAGUCAUAUAGUGGUAAGUUGCAUUCAGCUUCUCAGACAAAAGCUCCAGUCUGAGGACAAGGAUCACCUUUGUCAGCAGAAUGUCCUAUAGUGUAUAUAACAUGUUUUGUUUGAGUCAGUGUGUGAGUCCAGUAGAGACGAGGAAGAAGUUCAGCAGCUGCUUUGGAAAAGAACUGUCUGGUCUUGUGCUCUGUGUAAACUGUGGAUCUUAGCAUAUCCUGGCUAAGGCCAUUGUUCUUAUUUAUUUCCUGUAAACGUGUCUUUGUUUCAUCUUCUGUGUAUAGAAAUUUUGUACAAAAUAUCAUCUUUAUUUUAGGUACUGUGCUAGGUACUCGUAUCAUUAUCACUGGUAUCGCUGGUAGUAGAAAAAAAAAUGCCUUUGUGGGAGUGGAGUUUAGGAUGGUAAUUAACUCCUUUGAUUUUUGAGGUCGUCUGUAAUGUACCUCUCCUUUGGAUUUGCUUCUCAGUUUAUUCUGUGAUGGGCAAAAUUAAGAAGCAGUGGUUUUCACCAUGGAACAGCAUACCUGUGCUUCUAAAAAAAAUGGUUACUUCCAUUCAUGCAACUACUUGCACUUUUUUGUGAGUUCUGGGCAGUUGAUACUUAGUUGAUGUAUGGAAAACACUAUCCAUGCUAAAACAGGCAUGUGACACACUCUGAAAUUAAGCUUCAGCAGAUAAUCGCACAGAAUUAGCCUUCCUUACUGACUCCAAGUUAUUUAACCUGUACUUGCUUGAGAUGCAUAUUAAGAGUUCCCCACUCCAUUUCUCGGUGGCUUACCAUUGGUGGUGAUCUGCAUUCAGUGCCCAGCAGUGUUUGCUCUUAUGGACUACAGAGGUUUUCAAAUAUAUCCAAGUGCUUCAUUGAAACCCUGGUGCACAUGAAGGAGCUGUGAAAACAAUGCAAAUACUGAUUUCAACAAAACAGUCACGGUUUUAAAUUGACUCCUGUAACACAGUGGGUAAGAAAAGCUGGAUAUAGUUUUCCUGUAGUGUCGCUGAUGCUGAUGAUUGUAAGAGGAAAAUUAAACGUAGUGCAAUAUUUUUAAAUAUACCGAAUGGGAAAAGGGCAAAAUAGUUGUAUUUUAGUGAUAAGAAGGAAAACAGAAAUUUCUGUCUGGCAUUAAUUACAAUAACCAGUGAAUCUCGAGGGGGAAAUUGUAAUUCUACAUUCCUGAUGUAAUCUUGGCUUUAUGCUUGACUGUAAAUAGCGGAAAAUAAAGAAUACCACAGAAAACAAGAAUAUCUUGACUUAAUGACAUCUGAAUGGGUGGCAGCUACACACAUUUGCAGAAAACCUGCCUAAUAUGAUUUUGUUGGCUAUUAUUUUAUCAUGAGAAUAAGCUUUAAUAAAAUAGUUUUGCUAAAUUAUCAA
This is a messenger RNA of Neopelma chrysocephalum (saffron-crested tyrant-manakin), 5834 nucleotides long. It is a transcript of the gene PDZD8, whose product is annotated as PDZ domain containing 8. The transcript has 6 exons. Gene Ontology annotation, cellular component: mitochondria-associated endoplasmic reticulum membrane contact site. The record is from RefSeq and is a predicted model, not a curated record. Gene Ontology annotation, molecular function: lipid binding; protein binding. Gene Ontology annotation, biological process: mitochondrial calcium ion homeostasis. NCBI's taxonomy places the organism in Eukaryota, Metazoa, Chordata, Aves, Passeriformes, Pipridae.